AUCGAGAAGCGUGAUAAAGUGUCACUGGAAGAAGAGAUGACCGAAUUGAGAUGCUAUUCGAAUAGAAACAGGCUUCUUUGUGAAGGUGACUUUAACCUGUCUGAUGUGAUCUACUUCUCAAAAAAGGGAUUUGAAGCUGUUGUUGAAGAUGAAGUGACCACUCGAUUUAGCUCUGAGGAGUUGGUCUUGUGGAAUCUGUUAACAAGGACAAACAGGAACUUUCAGCACAUCAGUGUUCGUCUGACUAUCCUUUGGGCUUUGGGAGUUGGGAUUCGAUAUGGAGUCCUUCUGCCCCUGCGGAUAACUUUGGGUCUGAUUGGCAUUAGCUGGCUGGUGAUUGGGACCACCUUAGUAGGACAGCUUCCAAACAGCAGUGUGAAGAUGUGGCUCAGUGAGCUUGUACACUUGAUGUGCUAUAGAAUAUGUGCAAGAGGACUGUCUGCAACGAUCCAUUAUCACAACAAGGAAAACAAACCAAAGCGAGGAGGCAUUUGUGUAGCAAACCACACGUCACCAAUAGAUGUCGUCAUAUUAGCCAAUGAUGGAGGCUACGCAAUGAUUGGACAGGUCCAAGGUGGGCUGAUGGGAAUCAUUCAGAGGUCAAUGGUGAAGGCUUGUCCACAUGUCUGGUUUGAACGAUCUGAAAUGAAAGAUCGCCACCUCGUUAUAAAAAGACUAAGUGAUCAUAUUGCAGACAAGACAAAAUUACCAAUUUUAAUAUUUCCUGAAGGUACCUGCAUAAAUAAUACCUCUGUUAUGAUGUUUAAGAAGGGAAGUUUUGAAAUAGGAGGAACAAUAUAUCCUGUUGCAAUCAAGUAUGAUCCUCAGUUUGGUGAUGCAUUUUGGAACAGCAGUAAAUAUGGAAUGGUGUCCUACCUGCUUCAGAUGAUGACCAGCUGGGCCAUAGUCUGCAACGUUUGGUACUUGCCCCCAAUGACCAGACAGGAAGGUGAAGAUGCUGUGCAGUUUGCCAAUCGAGUCAAAGCUGCUAUAGCUCAGCAGGGAGGCUUGAUGGAUCUUGCCUGGGACGGGGCUCUGAAAAGAGCCAAAGUCAAAACCAGUAUGAAAGAACAGCAGCAGAAAUACUACAGCAAGAUGAUCUUUGGGAAUGAAAGCAGCUGAAGAGAAAUGAGAUGUCGGUCCCUCAGUCCUUAUUUACGUCAUUGUUUACGUCUUUAUGCCACUUGAGUUUUCAAUGAAUGUCUUCUUUUAUUUUUGUAAACUGAGCACAUUUAUGCAUUGAGUUCCAUAAAAGAACAAUAUCCAUAAAUGAUAAAGAUUAAAAUGUGUUCGUUUUGUUUGGCUUAGUGACAAAACUUUGCUUCGUUGGUAGGUGAUUAGUGGAUUUGUCUUAGUUGGUCUGUGUCCUUUCGAGCAAUGUUCCUGUUUAAUAAAUGGAUGGGAUGACAGGCCUAAGACAAAAUCUUCAUCUUUAAUGGAUUUCUGAAACUGUGAGGUACUAACCUGCUUUGUCUCAGCUUCCAGUUCUUUUCUGUGCAGCUCAGAAAACAAUGAGAAGUCUUGUGGAUGCUCUGAUCCCAGAGAGUAAUUUGAUGUGUUUUGUUGCAUGUGUUGGAAAUGCUGCAAAACCUGCGCUCUUGGUCAGUAGACUGACCAUUAAUACUAUUAGAGAAGGGAAGUGUGACAGAAAAAGCAUGCGGUUUUUGAAUUUUGCUUCCAGGGCUUUUCUUUCUGUAGCUGAGCUCUUGACUUUUGAAAUCCGCUAAAUGAUCUAAAAUUGACCCACCUAGUUUCUCCUGCAUGCUGCUCCCAAAUGAUAUCGUCUGAAGAAAUGUCAGUUUCCAUAUAUACGCAACUGACAUCUAGCUUCUACCUCACCAGCUACUCUCUCAAAACACUCUUCACACACUCUGAUUUCUCACUGCUUGUAUGACAUCCAGUGCUGAAUGAGCAGAACUUCACUGAAACUAAGUAUUCAUCACCAACUCUGUUUCUUUCCCUAACUACUGCCUGAGGUUGGCGAUUCACAACUCUGUUGCCACAUGGAUUAGUGACAUGAAUUAGGAGUGGGAGCAGGCCCGAAUACGUAGCUACAUCAUCACCAAGGCAACCAACUUCCACCUCAGUGACUCUGCCCAGGGAUCAGCUUUGCUGCUGUUGAAACUUUUAAGCUGUGCCUUUCCUACCUCCUUGACAUUUUUAAAACUUAUUUAUGGGAAGUGGGUGUUGUUGCUGAGCUAGCAUUAUUCCAGUGCUCUUAUGACUGACAUCUCACUGUUCACCUUGCAUGAGCCUGAACUAAUUCAACAGUGCUACUUAAGUCAUCAAAUCCUGUUUGUUAAUCACCCACCCUAAUAUUUCCCUAUGUAGGUUGUGUUAAAUAUUGCUAAUGCUUCUGUGAAGCAUUUUGAGACAUUUAAAGCCACAAUAUCAAUGCAGGAUGUUAGCUGUCGAAUGUUUUCUGUUCAUUCCAGGCCUCUGAAGAGAGAGUUUAAUUUUGAUUUUUGGAGGGGUUUGGUCCUGGAAAGCUUAAAAGAUUCUGAAAUCUGUCGAUCUUCUAAUAAGUCAUUUGGUGCCUGAUUCUGCUGCCAGGAUGGUGUACAGAACCACAACAAUGGACUGGGAUUUGGUUACUUCUGAAAUAAAUAUUUCUGUAACUAUAAUAGCUGCAAGUCAUUCUUCAUCUUUGCGAUAAGUGGGGAUGGAGUUUGUUCCCUGUUAUGUGCAUGGCCAUUGUGGCUAUCAUACAUAACUGCAGCUCCUUUGUACAAAAGAAACUAAUCCUGCAACGAUUUUCCCAGUCCAAAAACAGUUUCCACAAUACGAAGAGAACAAUAGAUUCUCCUCGUUUAGAACAAGUUCUAAUGUUAAAUAUAUAUAAAAUGCUAAGGAUAAUUUUAAAACAUAAAUGUUCCAUGAUGAAUGUUCAAUUGAUAUAAUAAAAUCAUAAAUAUCUGUUUCUCUCUCA
Messenger RNA from Rhincodon typus (whale shark), 2929 nucleotides. It is a transcript of the gene gpat3, whose product is annotated as glycerol-3-phosphate acyltransferase 3. Lineage: Eukaryota; Metazoa; Chordata; Chondrichthyes; Orectolobiformes; Rhincodontidae. Gene Ontology annotation, biological process: triglyceride biosynthetic process. The record is from RefSeq and is a predicted model, not a curated record. Bases 37 to 1122 code for a protein of 361 amino acids. Gene Ontology annotation, cellular component: endoplasmic reticulum. Gene Ontology annotation, molecular function: glycerol-3-phosphate O-acyltransferase activity. The transcript has 10 exons.